Messenger RNA from Micropterus salmoides (largemouth bass), 3429 nucleotides. RefSeq names its product influenza virus NS1A binding protein a (gene ivns1abpa). The transcript is spliced from 15 exons. The record is from RefSeq and is a predicted model, not a curated record. Bases 503 to 2455 code for a protein of 650 amino acids. NCBI's taxonomy places the organism in Eukaryota, Metazoa, Chordata, Actinopteri, Centrarchiformes, Centrarchidae. Gene Ontology annotation, molecular function: protein binding.
UUCUAUCAGAACUAGUGAAGACUAGACGGAGGGUGGACGUGCAUCCACUACACAGCGAGAUCAGACACCAACUAGUACUAGCUCAACAAGCUGUGCCUGUAGCCGCGUUGCGUCUUUCCUCUAACCCGAACCAACCAACUCUGAAUUCGCAUUAAAUAUGUCUAAUAUCGUUUGUUGUCAAACGCCUCAGGUUAUAAUGUAUGACCAACACAGAAUAAGUACAACUCUAUAGCCAACGGGAUCCCGAGGACUUGAUUACAGUCGCUUCAAGCCUGAUAGUUUGUCGGUGCGGCUGCUCCCCCUCUCCCUUCUGCUCACGCCCGUUUAGUCAACUGGCAUUUCUUCUAGCAACUUCCGAUCCCUCUCCUCAGAUGAAGAAGACUUGGGUUCCACUGUGAUCUCAGUCUACUUUGCCUAUUGCCUACCUUUGGUUCCUGUUCUACUUUCAGCAGUGGUGCUUCCCUGGAUUUGCAUUAUUCUGUAUUAGGUAUACUAUCAAAAAAUGAUUCCAAACGGUUAUUUGAUCUUUGAGGACGAGAGUUUCCUGGAUUCCACCGUGGCCAAAAUGAAUGCUCUGAGAAAGAGUGGUCAGUUCUGCGAUGUUAGACUGCAGGUGUGUGGUCAUGAGCUGAUGGCUCACCGUGCUGUUCUGGCUUGUUGCAGUCCCUACCUGUUUGAGAUCUUUAAUAGUGAUAAUGAGCCUCAUGGAGUCUCACAUGUCACUUUUGAGGACUUGGACCCGGAGGCUGUAGAGAUCUUGCUCAACUAUGCCUAUACUGCCCAGCUAAAGGCAGACAAGGAACUGGUCAAGGAAGUUUACUCUGCAGCCAAAAGGUUUAAGAUGGAGCGAGUCAAACAGAUUUGUGGCGACUACCUGCUGUCUAAAAUGGAUUCCCAGAACGCCAUCUCUUUUCGUAACUUUGCCAGCUCUAUGGGAGAUGCCAGAGUUUUGGCCAAGGUGGACUCCUUCAUCCAGGACCAUCUGCUGGAAGUGUCUGAACAGGAGGACUUCCUCAAACUUCCCCGCCUCAAGUUAGAAGUAAUGCUAGAAGACAACCUGACCCUGCCCAGUAAUGGCAAGCUCUACUCGAAGGUGCUCAACUGGGUGCAGCGUAGCCUGUGGGAAAAUGGAGACCAACUGGAACGACUUAUGGAGGAGGUGCAAAUGCUGUACUACUCACCUGACCAUAAGCUGGUGGAUGGAGGGCUGGUGAUUGAGGGGCACAGUGAGGUGUUUGGUGGCGAGGAGGACCACCUUCAGUUUGUGCAGAAGAAACCCGUACGGGAGAGCACCCAGAGACAGAUGAGCUGCAGCUCUUCAGGAAGCCUGUCACCCUCCAACCAAGCAGCAAAUGCCCCGAAACAGACUGCCAGGAGAGAGUGGAAGUACAUCGCCUCUGAGAAGACCACAAACAACAACUACCUGUGUCUGGCUGUGCUGGACAGUGUGUUGUGUGUGAUCUUCUUGCACGGUCGCAGCAGCCCUCAGACAUCUCCCUCUGCCACCCCCUGCCUGAUGAAGAGCCUCAGCUUCGAGGCCCAGCCCGAGGAGCUGGAGGAGCAACCGCUCUCACCCAUGCAUUAUGCUCGCUCUGGACUGGGCACUGCAGCCCUGAACGGAAGACUCAUCGCAGCAGGAGGCUACAAUAGAGAGGAGUGUCUGAGGACUGUGGAGUGUUAUGACCCCAAAGAGGACCGCUGGACCUUCAUCGCUCCCAUGCGGACUCCAAGGGCUCGAUUUCAGAUGGCUGUGCUCAUGGGUCAGCUGUACGUGAUUGGAGGCUCAAAUGGACAUUCUGACGAGCUGAGCUGCGGGGAGAGGUACGAUCCACACGCUGAUGAAUGGGCUCAAGUGCCAGAGCUGAGGACAAACCGCUGCAAUGCAGGUGUCUGCUCUCUGAACAACAAACUCUAUGUUGUGGGAGGGUCGGACCCCUGUGGGCAGAAGGGCUUGAAGAACUGUGAUGCCUUUGACCCUGUGACUAAAACCUGGUCCAACUGUGCCUCCCUUAACAUCAGGAGGCACCAGGCAGCGGUGUCUGAGUUGGAUGGCUUCAUGUACGUGAUUGGAGGGGCAGAGUCGUGGAACUGCCUGAACACUGUGGAACGCUACAACCCUGAGAACAACACCUGGACCCUGAUAGCCCCGAUGAAUGUGGCUCGCAGGGGCGCUGGCGUCGCUGUCCAUGCAGGCAAACUGUUUGUUGUUGGUGGCUUUGACGGCUCCCAUGCGCUCCGCUGUGUGGAGAUGUACGACCCCGCCCGCAAUGAGUGGAGGAUGCUGGGUAGUAUGACAUCUUCACGCAGCAAUGCAGGCGUGGCCAUGCUGGGCGAAACGAUCUAUGCUGUGGGCGGCUUCGAUGGCAACGAGUUCCUCAACACGAUGGAGAUGUACAACCCCGAGACGGACGAGUGGAACGACUGCACCAAGACCCUGUCUCCCCUCUCUGACUGAAGAGGGGGAAGACGGGGGACGUGGGAAGGAAGGGGUUGGGGAGUUUCAGUGCUUCACCUUUUUCCAAACUAACAGGCUUAGUGACGUAAUCGUGUUUUUGUGGUGUGUGACUGACUGAGUGAGUGAGCGAGCGUGCGUAUAAGCGAAUAUUUGGGGGGUGGGGUUGUUGUUGGGAUGAGGGGUCUUCAGUGAAGACUGGCUUAUAUUUGGCGCAUUGGGAAGUGGGGACAAAGGGGUUAUUGCCUGAAGCAACAUGACUCCUUUGCAUAUUGCAUACAAUGUUUUUGUGCUGUAUAUAUUUAGUUUCUUCCUCAUUUUUUUGUCAUAUGCCAACAUUUAAUACACAUUUAGUGCUUUUCUUUUUCUCAGAGUUGAAAGGUUUGUCACUUUCAUUGAGGGUUUUCAGAUGAGCUAGCAAUUAUUGGUCACUUGGAAGGUGGCAGUAUGGAGUGGUGACAAUUGGCUUUUGAAAGUUGAGUUUAUUUAACAAUAUUCCUGUUGUGGAAAUGUAAUUUUGCUCACAUACUUAAAGGUCAGUGAUUUGAAGCCUUACUCAGAGUGUGAGUUGAGAAACACCCGUCAUUUUAAACGAGCUGAAUUGCUUUUUGAAUCUUAAAUGAUGGCCUUUUUUUAUAUAUUUUUUAUACACUGCUGAUUUACCGAUUAAAAGUAGUAGCAGACAGCUAAAGUCAAUGAAUCUAACCAGUGCCAGUUUUAGUUUUUUUUUUUUUUUUUUUUUUUUUUUUUUUUAUUUUGUGCACACUCCACACAUGCACAACCAUGCUUCUGCUAACCAAACUUUUGUUAUUGUGAUUUAACUACUUGAUGUAUUUAGAGAUGCAGUUUACUGAAGAUCCUUUUUUUUCUUUUGUGUUUUAAAGUGUCAGGCAUUGGCAGAUUCUUCUGGAAGGAAUGUUAAAGCGAGAAAUUUCACAUUUGUAACAUUUCUUAAUUAAUAAAUCAUUUAAAUCUGA